AUUCUUCAACAUAGAAGAACGUUUGUGGGAGCGAAAGUUAAAAAAAUAAACACAAAAUGUCGGAAGAAUAUCUAAAAAUUGUUUUUAGUCCGGAAACUAAAAUAUGGAAAUCGGUUAACUAUCCCUAUGAGGAUUUGACCAAAAUUCCUUUGGGUGAACAAUUCUUGAAAACUAUGCGCUCAAUUGAUUCGAAUAAAGUAAUCGAUUAUUUCUAUGACAAAGAUCUAAGUAAAACAGCCAAAGAAGUUUACGAACAGUCAAUUGUCAUCGCUUUGAAUCUAAGGCGUAUGGGUAUAAAAAAGGGCGAUGCCAUUGCCCUAUAUACCAUGAACAAUGAAUGGGUGUCAGUGUUGACAUUGGGAUGCAUUUUAGUGGGUGCUGUGCCUUACUUCUGUGAAGUUCACUUGGAUCAUGUAUCCCAGGCCCAGCUGUUUGAUAUAGUUCACCCUUCAAUUGUAUUCUACGAAGAGAAAUAUCUGUCGAAUAUCGAAGCAAGCCUUGAAUGUGUUCAUCUUGACAAACUGCCCCAGCUACUAGCCAUCGAUAGCAGACAGCUGACAAAUAUUCAUGAUGACCUCCUCAAGCCACCACAAGCUAACAUAGAUUUUUCAAAUUUCGAAAGUGUUAAAAUCCACAACACUCAAGAGGAAGUUGGCAUACUGGCUCUGACAUCCGGUUCCACUGGCAUACCAAAAGUAGUUCAAAUCACCCAUGCCCUUCUAAGCCAUGGCAUCUGCAUAUGGUGGGAUAAUGAACUGAACUAUGAGCCAUUGACUGCUUUGAAUUCCAGUGCAGUGGUCUUUUCCUUUAGUCCUUUGCGUUGGAUUAGCCAGGUUGCGGUGCUGCUUCAGUCCAUGCUAUUUGGUUUGAAACGUGUAAGUUCGUGUGGCGCUCCCACCGGCAAAUAUGGAUUUGAACUUUUACGCAAUAGCGAUGUAACGCAUAUAUUUGUGGCACCCUCCAUAUUCUAUGAAAUAAUUUUGCAAAUGGAUCCCAACGAUGUGGCAAGUUUAGCUAGCCUUAAGCUGAUACAGUUGGGAGGAGAACCACCCUCGAAGAUUGUAUUGGAAAUGGCCAGACGUUUGGCAGUGAAUGCCCGAACUUUUCAAUCAUAUGGCAUGACAGAAAUGAGUUCUUGCAUUUGCAUUGAUGAGCUUAUAAAUGGUGGAAAGCCCUUGCCGGGAUACGAACUACAAAUAUUGGAUGAUGAUUGCCAGCCAUUGGGUCCCAAUCAAGCUGGGCAAAUUGCCGUGAGGCCCCCAUUUCCACUGAAGGGAUAUUUGGCCAUAGACAAUAAGCCUUAUUACAAUAAACAAGGAUUUUUUAUUAAUGGUGAUUAUGGCCUGAUGGAUGAUCAGCACAAAUUGCAUAUUUUGGCCAGAUACAAGGACCUCAUAAGAGCAAAUGGAGAGUUGAUUAUACCCAAUUCCUUAGAAUAUUCUCUUAUCAAUCUACCGGAAAUCUAUGUGGCCCGCUUAGCUAGUUAUAAAGUAACUCCGGAGGAUGUCAAUGAAAUUGGUUCCCUUUUUGUUGUACUCAACUCAAAUGUUUCCCUAACGCAUGAGGAAAUGUCCAGGAAAAUAAGGGAUACCCUGAGUGUGGAACUGAAUCCCAAACAAUUGGCCAUUAUUCAGCACAUCCACUAUGUUGAUUCUGUACCCUUGACAACAUGUGGCAAAAUAGAUCGAGUGGCAUUGAAAAAAUUAGCUUUAAGUAAACAAAACUGAAUAAUCUCUAA
This is a messenger RNA of Stomoxys calcitrans (stable fly), 1738 nucleotides long. RefSeq names its product luciferin 4-monooxygenase. Bases 57 to 1727 code for a protein of 556 amino acids. The record is from RefSeq and is a predicted model, not a curated record. The transcript is spliced from 3 exons. Lineage: Eukaryota; Metazoa; Arthropoda; Insecta; Diptera; Muscidae.